GAACGGUCCUCCGCAAGCAGCUGACCUCACUUGAAAUAAAAUUAGCUUUGUCACCUCGAUCCACCAUGCUUUAAAAAACAACAACAACAACAAGAACAGGCCUGAUGAUUCGGCCACCUACUUGCAACUCCCCAGUUUCGCAGAGGCCAGCCAGACUAGCCAUGUUUGUUUGUCCUUCUAGAUCAGCUCCUGCAAUGCAAGCAGCCGUAUAUGUUGGCAAUAAAAAUUUCCAUAUGUAGCAAAUUGGAAGCAUGAACCUUCCUUGAAUGUUUCUUGGAACCAAGUGAACCUCCUCUUAGUUUAAAAGCUCUUGUUAGGAAUAUCUUAGUUACCUUACCUCUACCUCGUCAUGCAUCAACAACCCAAAGUUCUGCGUUGUCUGCUUCACCCCUCGGUUCUCCUCCAUGGGAGAACUUGUCCCUCUCCUCUCCCUGCUCUGCUGCCUCACCUUUCUUCUCCAAGGAGCAGCGCCGGCGACGUUCACCAUAACCAACAGCUGCGACUACACGGUGUGGCCGGGCAUCCUCUCCAACGCCGGCGCCCCGCCGCCGUUGACGACCGGCUUCGCGCUGCCCCCGGGCCAGACCCUCGCGGUCACCGUCGCCUCCGCGUGGUCCGGCCGCAUCUGGGGACGGACGCUCUGCUCAACGGACUCCUCCGGCACCUUCUCCUGCACCACCGCGGACUGCGGGUCGGGCGCCGUAGAGUGCUCCGGCCGCGGGGCCACGCCGCCGGCCACCCUGGCGGAGUUCACGCUCGCCGGCGGCACCGGCGGGGACGACUUCUACGACGUCAGCCUCGUGGACGGCUUCAACGUGCCCGUGGUCGUGGCGCCUGCGGCGCCGGCGCCGGCGUCGGGCAACGGGAGCUGCCAGGCCACGGGGUGCCCCGCGGACGUGAACAGGGCGUGCCCCGCGGAGCUGCGCGUGGCGGCGCCGCCGCCUGCGACGGCGGCGGCGGCGUGCCGCAGCGCGUGCGAGGCGUUCGGGGAGGCCGAGUACUGCUGCAGCGGCGCGUACGGGUCCCCCGCGGCGUGCGCGCCCACGCCCUACUCGCGCUUCUUCAAGGGCGCGUGCCCCGCCGCCUACAGCUACGCGUACGACGACGCGACGUCGACGUUCACCUGCGCGGCGGCCGGCGGCGGCUACGACGUCGUGUUCUGCCCCGGCACGUCCAGCCUAAAAUCUGGCGGGAAUCCCGAGGCGGCAGGCUUGCCACCCUCCAACCCCACGAUGCAGUUCUCCGGAGAUGCAGGCAGCAGCCUUGGGACGACGAGCAGGAACGCCGUGGUUGCCCUCCUCAUCGUGGCCAUUGUCUCGCUGACAUCGACGCGACGCUGCUGAUCUCAUGCAAAACGAGAUAACUUAAACCUUAGCAUGCAAGAACUGAAGAGAUAACUUCAUUUUGUUUUCCUUUUUCCUUUUUCCCCACCGGCAGGAUUAGAGAAAUGGAACAGACAUUAUUUUCUUCCAAGAGUUCGAUCGGAAUUGUAGUUUCAGAGCUUUGAACACUAGUCAGAACUGAGCGAAUGAAUCUUUUGUAGGUAGGUUCACCCAAUCCCAAGUGUCUUUUAUUAAUUUGCCCUAGUAUUAAUCAUGAAA
Panicum virgatum (switchgrass) is the source of this 1601-nucleotide messenger RNA. Its product is annotated as thaumatin-like protein 1b. Gene Ontology annotation, cellular component: extracellular region. Bases 405 to 1343 code for a protein of 312 amino acids. The record is from RefSeq and is a predicted model, not a curated record. The transcript is spliced from 3 exons. Gene Ontology annotation, biological process: defense response. Lineage: Eukaryota; Viridiplantae; Streptophyta; Magnoliopsida; Poales; Poaceae.